Messenger RNA from Cercocebus atys (sooty mangabey), 1391 nucleotides. It is a transcript of the gene CHMP4A, whose product is annotated as charged multivesicular body protein 4A. Gene Ontology annotation, cellular component: ESCRT III complex; multivesicular body; cytoplasmic side of plasma membrane. The record is from RefSeq and is a predicted model, not a curated record. Gene Ontology annotation, biological process: vesicle budding from membrane; late endosome to vacuole transport via multivesicular body sorting pathway. NCBI's taxonomy places the organism in Eukaryota, Metazoa, Chordata, Mammalia, Primates, Cercopithecidae.
UUGUCCUGAGGUGCAAAGACCAGAAUGUGAGACAUUAGACUGCAUCAGGUUUGCUAUCUAAACUUAGGGCAACCCCAAGUGCUUGAACCUAUACCACCCCACUUUCCUGAGCCCUGUAAAGAGCAUGAAGAGUUUUCCCACUGACCCCAUACAUUGAGGUGCCAUCACACUGCACAUUUCCUUCCGGAGAACAAGCACAUACUCUGGGGUGGAGACAGGACUGCCUUUUUAUGUAAUAGAAAAUGAUGUGGCUGCUUUAAGAGGAGCACCUCCGUCUGGGACUGGUGGCUUGGGUCACGUGACAGCGGUGGUCUCGUUUGCGCCUCUUGAUGAUGUCGCGGCGGCUCCCUGAGGAGGGAUUGGGCAAAGCUGGUCCCUGUGUGAUGAGACAUCACCCUCCCAGGAGCAAGGCGGAAGUCUGGAGGACGCCGAGGGGCGGAGGCGGGAUAGGCGAGCUCGCGAUGAGUGGUCUCGGCAGGCUCUUCGGGAAGGGUAAGAAGGAGAAAGGGCCAACCCCUGAAGAAGCAAUACAGAAACUGAAGGAGACAGAGAAGAUACUGAUCAAGAAACAGGAAUUUUUGGAGCAGAAGAUUCAACAGGAGCUACAAACAGCCAAGAAGUAUGGGACCAAGAAUAAGAGAGCUGCCCUACAGGCUUUGCGGAGGAAGAAAAGAUUCGAACAGCAGCUGGCACAAACUGACGGGACUUUAUCCACCCUGGAGUUUCAGCGUGAGGCCAUUGAGAAUGCCACCACCAAUGCAGAAGUCCUUCGUACCAUGGAGCUUGCUGCCCAAGGCAUGAAGAAAGCCUACCAGGACAUGGACAUUGACAAGGUAGAUGAACUGAUGACUGACAUCACAGAACAACAGGAGGUGGCCCAGCAGAUCUCAGAUGCCAUUUCUCGGCCUAUGGGCUUUGGAGAUGAUGUGGAUGAGGAUGAACUGCUGGAGGAGCUAGAGUUGCUGGAACAGGAGGAAUUGGCCCAGGAGUUGUUAAGUGUGGGCGACAAGGAGGAAGAACCCCCAGUCAAAUUGCCUAGUGUACCUUCUACUCAUCUGCCGGCAGAGCCAGCUCCCAAAGCGGAUGAAGAUGAAGAAGCACUAAAGCAGUUGGCUGAGUGGGUAUCCUGAUAAAUCUGGGCUUGUCUUCCUAAUGCUACCUUUGUUGGUCCUUUUUUCCUUAAGUGCCAAAUGCUGAGCUAAAGGAGAAUAACUUUUUGGGGAAGUCCUGCUGAGGGUGGUAGUAUGACCCUGCCUGAAAAAAGGGUAUCUUGCCCUCCCAGCCCUGGCUCAACUCUGAAGAAGAUCUUGCUACAGAAGGAGCCCUUGGGCUCCCUUCUCUUUGAUAGCAGUUAUAAUGCCCUUGUUCCCAAUAAAACUGGGCAGAUGGAA